This is a messenger RNA of Eurytemora carolleeae, 1726 nucleotides long. RefSeq lists its product as uncharacterized. The transcript is spliced from 12 exons. Bases 8 to 1474 code for a protein of 488 amino acids. The record is from RefSeq and is a predicted model, not a curated record. NCBI's taxonomy places the organism in Eukaryota, Metazoa, Arthropoda, Copepoda, Calanoida, Temoridae.
CAGAAAAAUGACGAUUUUGAAGAGAAGCUUUUCUCCUUUAAAAAUCCAGCAUUUGUCGACCACUGUUAUAAGUCAUUUACCUGGAAAAAAUACUUCAGCUGCUUCAGAUCAAAAGCAGCAGAAAUCUUCAGAUUCUUCAAAGCAUGCCAAAAAGAAAUCUCUGAAAAAGAUUCCAACUUAUUUAAAUGAAAGUGAAUAUAUAAAGAAGGAAUUGCCAAAACCAUUUGGAAACUUUUUGCUCAACACUAGAAUGAAAACUCAUCAAGAACUCGAAGUUUCACCGUUAGAGUAUUUACAAACAGUUUGUUCUGACUCUAGCAUCCUUGUCAACCCAGAUACAACAGAUAGAAUAGUCAACCUUAUUCUCAACCAUACUAGGAAGGGCCGGGAGACGAUAUUUUAUGAUAACAUGACUGGGUUCUGCCUUAUCUCUGCUGGAAUUAUAAAAUCUAAAAAGUUUAAGAGAAUAAAAAUUCUUCCAACGGAUCAUUGUCUACAGCCUUUGAUGCAGUUUUCAUUGGAUGAAAAUAUUCUGGAUCGGAAAUAUUUUAAACUUCAUCCGAGUACAUUUAGAUGUAGCAGUAUUGCAGCUAAAGCUCUCCGUCUCGGUAUCUUCCAUCCAACCCCCUUCCUCCCCCUCAACCCACAACCUGGUUGGGAUAAACAGUCUCCACCCUAUACUCUAGUAUCUACAGUAUCUGAUGGCUUUGUUAAAUAUCUUACAAUGGCAGUUCUCUACAGAAAACAGGGAACAAGUUUCACAGAUUUCCGUGAGUGUAGACCUGAAUUCUUCUUCUUUAUGUCUGCUCCAACCUACUUCCAUAUUUGUGGUGGGGUGCCUGAUAUGUCCCCAGCCACACAUCCUCUACCCCCUAGACUAAUGCAGAAGAAGCAGGAAAAAACCAAGAUUGUGAAUAAAUUUAAUAUCAAGAUAACAACAUUAUUCAGAUUAUUAUUUGAUUUUUACUUGAUUGAUACUCUUCCAGCCUCAAGCUUUCUUCCCUGGAGACAGAAUAGGGUUUCAUCAGUGGGAGAAAAAUCUAAUUAUGAUAAGUAUGCUGACCAGCAGCUGCUGGUUUAUAUUCGACCUAAACAGAAUCCUGGCAUUCAUCUCUCCAAUCCUGCUCAUCUUCAAUACUUUAUAGAGGUUCUGAUGAGAAAGAAGAAGUCUGUAACUGUUUUACCGAUCCUUGAAUCCUGGAUGCCAGGUUUAGGUCAGGAACUGAUACGACUCAACCACUCCGUGUUUACUACUCCUGCAGACCUUAAACUCUCCGACCUAGUUCAUCUGUUCAACCAUCUGGUUCAGCAUCAACUCUUCAAGAACUCGUCUUUUAAAGCCGCGGCAGAGACAGCAGAACAGUUUACUCAACAAGGAACUGGAGAUAAUGAAAAGGAAAUAGAUAAAGCGAAGAAAAGAAUGUUGCGCAAGCUAAGGAAACGCUCAGCACCAGAAUCUUUAGUAAAGUUGUAAUCUAGUAAAAUUUAAAUUAGUUUUUAAGAUCUAGACUUUUUUAUUGGAAGUACUUAUGUAUUAAAUGUACGUACUAUAGUACACAGGGUUACCCACAAAGAAUGAGACUUUAGGCACGAUUGUAUCAUUAAAUGCUCAUCCUGUAUGGGUAACACACACACGUGUGAAAAAAAGUAGAAUCAAAGAAGAAUAUCACCUAUUAAUGAAGGCUGUGAAAUAUUGUAUUAAAUCAAUAAAAUCUUUCAAUUUUUA